Molecule: messenger RNA, 2045 nt
Organism: Osmerus eperlanus (European smelt)
Lineage: Eukaryota; Metazoa; Chordata; Actinopteri; Osmeriformes; Osmeridae
Gene: samd1b
Product: sterile alpha motif domain containing 1b
Molecular function (GO): DNA binding
Source: RefSeq, a predicted model, not a curated record
UGUUGUGAAUCAGUUAAGUUUUCAAUGAACAAAUUGUUAUUUUUCUAGACAGGGAACUUGUGAUCUUGGGACAAAGACCGCGGAAUAUUCUCCGAACAAUUACAAUUCCACCUUAAAUGUUUUCUGCGUCCGUGUUGUAGUCACAGUGGAAGCGUAGGGGCGCCAUCUUCGUCAGUCCACCUUAAGCGCACAAUGUGGCAAACGCAGGCGUAUAGCAAGGCUUCCGUUCCCAUUCUCCAGCCGGGCUCGCUCUGGGUCGGAGCGAUUCAGCGUCACUCACUUCAGAAACAAGAGAAAAAGACGCACUCGACCAAACCCAACGGAACCGCUCGACGGCCAUGUCCGAACCCAAGUACCGAGACUGGAUCCUGGAGACCAUCGAUUCUCUGCGCUCGAGAAAAGCACGACCGGACCUCGAGAGGAUUUGUCGAAUGGUUCGGAGAAGACACGGGUCGGACCCGGACCGGACCAGAGCAGAACUAGAAAAACUGAUCCAGGAGCAGACCGUUCUCAAAGUUAGCUACAAAGGAUCCAUUUCCUACCGGAACGCGGCGAAAGUCCAGAGGAAGAGUAGAAAGAAGAACGAGUUUACGCCCGGUGGCGGCGCGGAGACAACGAGGGAGCGAGGCAAACAUGCCAUGAGCAACAACGGAGACAGCGCGCACAGUUUCUCCGACCCGGAGGAGGAUGAUAGCGUGGACAAGGAGGACUCUGAACCGAGCCCGUCCCCUGACCCCCGGACCCAAACCACGGUGAUGAUGCCCGAGGACGAACAAAAGACAGCCCCUUCGACUAGCGGAAACGGCUGUCUCGGUUGUGGCGCAACGGGCUGCGCUGCCGGGAGCGGCUGUGAGGAAAAAGCAAGUGCGACGAGAGACAAGAGAUUAGGACAGACAGGCAGCGGCAUCCCGUCGCACGGACACGAAAUAAACACUCCCGUCGUUCACGACGCCUCGAGCAAAACCAAGGCGGCCCGGGGAGGAGUAGAGCCAGGCUCCUGCGGGGGUAAACCGACCAGCAGCAGCAGCGGAGCCGACGGAGAAAAGCAAAGUUGCCCCGAAAGCGCCGGUUCCAACAGCAUUCUCAUCCGACAGCAACAACCGGCUGCGCACAAGACUAAACUCCAGGCGGGCGGGGGGGGCGAAGGGGGGCAGGACAACUCGGAUCUGGGCGACAGACUCGUGGCCUCAGUCCGUAGCCUGGCCGAGAGGAACCGGGGCACAGCAACGACCAGGGGACACAAGCCGCUCGGCCUGAAGGAGAUUCUGGGAUACCUGAGCGGACAGGAGCGGCUCUCGGAGGAGAAGCUGACCCGCAGCAAAGUCAAAGUGGUUCUGGAGAAGGAGGUGUCGAGGGGCCGGCUCCACAGGACUCGCUGCGGGAACAUCACUCUCCCGUCAAGGGGGGCGGAAAAGGAAACUGUAGCUAAGGCGCCCGCCGCCAGACUUCUGAAGAGCGCACUGCAGGAGAAACACGUCGUGAAAAAGGCAACCCCCAGAGGUCAGGGGAUGAGGAUGACCCCCCCCGUCGCCAUGGAGACGGAACCUGGUCGCCCCGACGACAUCACAGAAGGCAGCGAGGCGUUGACUCCCGUGCCUAACCUCGCCAUGAAACCGGAAGCAACUGUGCAGCCCUGCAGCAAAGGGGAGUCAGAGGCGGGAUCUCCAUCCCGGGCUGUGUGUCCCUCUGCCCAGCGGGGCGUGGCCCCAGGGUGUGAGGGCGUACGAGUGGAGGAGAGCGCUGUCACUCCAGACCAGAUCCAAUCAGAUGGACAGUCCGAGGGAGGGAGUCAUACUUCCUCUGAUCUUAACAGUUGUAAGAUGGAGGUGGGCGUGUCCUCUUGCCUGCUCACACCCACAGCCUCCCCCAGUGACUCCGCCCUGCCAGAGGAGCGCAGGAUGAACGGAGAUGUCAGUGUGAAGGCGGAGGGGGUUCGAGGGAGCCUGGUGCUCUGGACAGUGUCAGACGUGGUGAGGUACUUCACAGAGGCAGGCUUCCCAGAGCAGGCCUUGGCUUUCCGGACACAGGAAAUAGAUGGGAAGUCC